This is a messenger RNA of Zea mays, 419 nucleotides long. Its product is annotated as serine/threonine-protein phosphatase 7 long form homolog. The record is from RefSeq and is a predicted model, not a curated record. Lineage: Eukaryota; Viridiplantae; Streptophyta; Magnoliopsida; Poales; Poaceae. The transcript has 2 exons. Bases 69 to 419 code for a protein of 116 amino acids. Gene Ontology annotation, biological process: meristem maintenance; meristem development.
GUGAGUUGUCUCCUUUUUUCUUUUUACAUGUCCUUUCUACUUUUAUCACACGACACCAGCGUGCUUACAUGGGCUUUCUAAAACUUUUGCAGGUGACUUGGCAACCGUAUCUUGAUCCAUAUUUCGCCAGCAUACAGUUGAGCAGCAUGUGCUCAAUAGACGAGAACCUCUACCUCAUGAGGUGUCCCCUCAUCUGUUUUUAUGCUGUUGAGUACCACUUGCCCCACAGAGUUGCUCGACAGUUCGGAUUGCGCCAGGAGUUUCCGGUGGAGCCAUUCUCGACUUCAAUAGAACUUCAUAAGUUCGACAGACAGAGACAGAAGAAGGUCACGGACUUCGAGACGCACCAUCGUGAUUACAUUGAUGAAUGGGACCAGCAGGGGGAUCUGAACUAUGAGAAUGAGUCGUCGUCGUCCUAG